Messenger RNA from Helianthus annuus (common sunflower), 916 nucleotides. RefSeq names its product CBS domain-containing protein CBSX3, mitochondrial. The record is from RefSeq and is a predicted model, not a curated record. Lineage: Eukaryota; Viridiplantae; Streptophyta; Magnoliopsida; Asterales; Asteraceae. The transcript is spliced from 6 exons. Bases 125 to 733 code for a protein of 202 amino acids.
CAUUAUAAUUCAGGUUCAUCUCUUCAUCUGCUGUAAAUUUACGCUAUUUUUUUUGUUGCUUAGUUUCACUACAAUUGAUCUAACUAUCACCUGCUUCCUUCGCAUAAUCAAUUAGUAGGUAAAAAUGCAAAGAGCAAUUGGAUCUUUCGUAUCCCAUGGAAGCAUUGUGAAGAAUGCGGUUCUCCAACACAUUCGCUUGGUCAACCCACUUGCACAAACUCUUGUUAGACACGAGUCAACUUCCGCUGCUCGUAUGGAAGAACAUGGUUUUGAAAAAACCAAAAUUUCAGAUAUUCUGAAAUCGAAAGGGAAAAGUGAUGAUGGCUCGUGGCUUUGGUGCACCACCGAGGAUUCUGUGUAUGAAGCAGUCAAGUCGAUGACACACCACAAUGUUGGAGCAUUGGUGGUGGUUAAACCUGGGGAGAAGUCGGUUGCUGGAAUUAUCACAGAAAGAGAUUAUCUCAGGAAAAUCAUUGUUCAGGGAAGAUCAUCCAAGUCAACUAAGGUUGGAGAUAUCAUGACCGAAGAGAACAAGCUUAUCACAGUCACUCCCGAUACCAAAGUCCUGAAAGCAAUGCAGUUAAUGACAGAUAAUCGUAUCAGACACAUUCCCGUGAUUGGUGAAAAGGGUAUGCUGGGCAUGGUUUCCAUCGGAGAUGUGGUUCGUGCUGUUGUAAGUGAGCACAGGGAAGAACUUGAUCGGUUGAACGCUUUUAUACAAGGAGGCUACUAGAAACCAUUGAUGAUGACGAAGACCAUAAUAAUGACAAAUAAGUUGGUACCUGGGUAACAUGGUAAUUUUAAAAGUUUGUAAAUAUGUUUAUACACUCUUUGAACACGUGCUUAUGUAUUGUGUUGCUCGAAUGACAUGGUUUGAUGGUAAUGCAAAGCUUGAAGCUUUAUAUGGUUAUGUUUA